GAAGAAACUUAUUUGACAGGCGUUCCCAGCUACCGGAGUAGCUGUAACUGGCAUCCAAACUGAAGACAUGUGUGGAAUCUUUGCCUAUCUCAACUACCAUGUGCCAAGGACUCGCCGUGACAUCCUUGAGAUCCUCCUCAAAGGUCUGCGACGUCUGGAGUACAGAGGCUAUGACUCAGCCGGUGUGGGAAUUGAUGGAGGUAACGGCAAGGAAUGGGAGUCCAAUGCCAAGUCUAUCCAACUGAUCAAGCAACGCGGAAAAGUGAAGGCUCUUGACGAGGAGAUCCACAAACAGCAGGAUAUUGACCUGGAUGUGGAGUUUGAUGUUCACCUCGGCAUUGCUCACACCCGCUGGGCCACCCACGGUGUACCAAGCCCAGUCAACAGCCAUCCACAUAGAUCUGACAAGAGCAACGAGUUCAUUGUCAUUCACAAUGGAAUUAUCACCAACUACAAAGACCUGAGGAAAUUCCUGGAGAGCAAAGGCUACGAGUUUGAGUCAGAGACUGAUACAGAGACCAUCGCCAAGCUGGUGAAGUACAUGUACGACAACCGGGAGAGUGACGACAUCAAUUUUACCACACUGGUGGAACGGGUGACCCAGCAGCUGGAGGGAGCUUUUGCCCUGGUCUUCAAGAGUGUCCACUACCCCGGAGAGGCAGUUUGCACAAGGAGGGGAAGUCCUCUGCUGAUUGGGGUGAGGAGUGAUCAUAAGCUGUCCACAGAUCAUAUUCCUGUGCUCUACCGCUCCUCUGCUAAAGACAAGAAGAGCUGCAGUGCCCUACCCAGGACAGACCAGGACACCUGUCUGUUCCCUGUGGAUGAGAAAGCUGUGGAGUACUACUUUGCCUCAGAUGCAAGUGCAGUGAUUGAACACACGAACCGGGUGAUCUUCCUGGAGGACGACGAUGUGGCCGCCGUGAUGGACGGCCGGCUGUCCAUCCACAGGAUAAAGCGCAGGGCUGGAGACUACCCAGCCCGCGCCAUCCAGACCUUGCAGAUGGAGCUACAGCAAAUCAUGAAGGGCAACUACAGCUCCUUCAUGCAGAAGGAGAUCUUUGAACAGCCAGAGUCUGUGGUCAACACUAUGAGAGGGAGAGUCAACUUUGACAACAACACAGUUACACUGGGUGGACUGAAGGACCACAUCAAAGAGAUCCAGAGGUGUCGGCGACUUAUUCUUAUUGCCUGCGGCACCAGCUACCAUGCUGGAGUAGCGACCCGGCAGGUCCUGGAGGAGCUAACCGAGUUACCUGUCAUGGUGGAGCUGGCCAGUGACUUCCUGGACAGGAACACACCCGUCUUCCGAGACGACGUCUGCUUCUUUAUCAGCCAGUCAGGGGAGACUGCUGACAGCCUUAUGGCCCUGCGCUACUGUAAGGAGCGAGGGGCUCUAACUGUGGGUGUUACCAACACAGUGGGCAGCUCCAUCUCCAGGGAGACUGACUGCGGAGUUCACAUCAACGCUGGGCCUGAGAUUGGAGUAGCCAGCACCAAGGCCUACACCAGCCAGUUUGUGGCCCUGAUCAUGUUUGCCCUCUUGAUGUGCGAUGACAGGAUUUCCAUGCAGCCCAGACGGCGAGAGAUAAUCCAGGGCCUGAGAGUGCUUCCAGACCUGAUUAAGGAGGUCCUCAGUUUGGAUGAUGAGAUCCAGAAGAUGGCAACAGAACUGUACCAGCAGAAGAGUGUACUGAUCAUGGGUAGAGGCUACCAUUACGCUACCUGCCUGGAAGGAGCACUGAAAAUCAAGGAGAUCACAUACAUGCAUUCAGAGGGCAUCCUGGCCGGAGAGCUGAAACACGGUCCGCUGGCCCUGGUGGAUAAACUCAUGCCGGUCAUCAUGAUCAUCAUGAGAGACCUCACCUACACCAAAUGUCAGAACGCCCUGCAACAAGUCGUCGCCCGCCAGGGCCGUCCUAUUGUGAUCUGUGACAAAGAUGAUUAUGAGACCAUCAAGAACUCAAGCCGCACAAUUAAAGUGCCUCACUGUGUGGACUGCCUUCAGGGCAUCCUGAGCGUCAUCCCUCUGCAGCUGCUGUCCUUCCACCUGGCUGUCCUCCGAGGUUACGACGUGGACUGUCCAAGAAACCUGGCCAAGUCUGUGACAGUAGAGUAAACUGCAGCACUCAUCACCUAACAACAAGAGCCUGGCGGACACAUAUUUGAGCAGAGAUGGCGAGGGAGCGUCUGUAUGCAGAAACCAAGAGAAGACAAUGUCCCGUUAACGUGUCUCAGCUCUUUUUAAUGCAACCUUUUUCUCAACAGUCGUAUAUCUCACUGUUGCAUAUUAUCUGUAUCUCACUGUCUAUUUUCUCAGAAACCUUUGGCAUCAUUGUCAUAUUAUUGUUACAGAAGUUGUUUUUCGUCCAUGGUGGCAGGGACUGGGCUGGCACACGCAUAUCGUCAUCACUCUUUUUGCUUUUUUGUGAAUCUGUAGCAACUGACAGUGACAAUUUGGGUUUACUCACAUCAGUGUUCAAAACGUGUAAGCAAGCCCUCCAUGUUUAUGUUCCCUGAUUGGAACCUGAAUGUUAAAGCUGUUGACUGACAGAAGUUAGGUUUUAAAGACCUUUACUGGCUCUUUUUUUCUAUAGUGCAAUGAUUUGUAGUUUAGUUGGGUUAUUUUUCUUUGGCAGCUAAUCAUUUGAAGUGUCUAUACUCCACAGUUGAAGUAAAUGACAGUCUUGAAUCAUUCCAAGCCACAGGUCAUCGCCUUCGUAAUUAUAGCACAGUUUGCCAGUUUUGACUCUCUCUUGGACUUUCUUCUGAGGUCACACAAUUCUCUGUAGGAACAGCAUCAUAAGUCAGAUCACAGAAAAGCCUGUGAAUACACUAAUGUGUAAAAAUCUGGUGUAGGUUACAAAAACUUGUUCUUUGUAUAAACCUUGUUUCAGAUUUCAAACUCUGGUUUUGGUCUGCUCAUUUAGUGAGAAAAAGCUUUGUUUACUGAGCCACCUUCACCAGAGUGAGGUUUUUGUUUUGUUACCAUGCUGCUUUCACUAGUUUCUGUACAUGAUACUCUAUUGUAAAGCUCUCUGUGCACAAUUUAGUGUUUGAUUCUUAUGUUGCUUAACUGCUCUAAAGAGACUUUGUUGCCAAUUUCUGGUCUCCAGUUUGCACAUAAUUUAAAAACUAAAGUAAUUCCAGUGAGAUGAAGUUAUUAACCCGGAAGUACAAGUAGGCCCCAGUUGCCAGCCCACACCCUACCACCAUGACUGAUGCAGUAUGGGACCAUUGGUAGCUAUUUCUUGAUUCUUUUUUUUUUUUUUUUUUUCAUUUUCUUCAAAAAAAAUUAUUUUGUAUUAUUGACGUUACUUUGAUUAGAAAUAUGAAUGUCACUGUCAUUUAAAAUGUCCUGUCAAACCAAAAAUCUCUACAAUGGCUUUGGCAGUUGUAAACCAAAACAUAUAUAUUUUA
Seriola aureovittata is the source of this 3417-nucleotide messenger RNA. RefSeq names its product glutamine--fructose-6-phosphate aminotransferase [isomerizing] 1. Bases 68 to 2116 code for a protein of 682 amino acids. Gene Ontology annotation, molecular function: L-glutamine:D-fructose-6-phosphate transaminase (isomerizing) activity; carbohydrate derivative binding. NCBI's taxonomy places the organism in Eukaryota, Metazoa, Chordata, Actinopteri, Carangiformes, Carangidae. The record is from RefSeq and is a predicted model, not a curated record. Gene Ontology annotation, biological process: UDP-N-acetylglucosamine metabolic process; carbohydrate derivative biosynthetic process; fructose 6-phosphate metabolic process. The transcript is spliced from 19 exons.